AUGAUCUUCCCUUGUUGGACUGCCACAACCGACCAACCGGUUGGUGGCCCAGGUGGUAUAUCUCUAGGCGCGGGUGUGUCUACGGCCGGCAUUAGCGGCACAGCAAGCACCUCGCACACCGGCCCGAACCACAACGUGAUUGGCACGAUCGGUGGUUCCAUUGGGUCGUCCACAGGCGUGCAGACAAGCGCCGGAGUGAACGCAUCGGCCACCGGGCUCGGCGUGACCGUCGAUCAUACGCACACGUCCAACGUGACGGUGACCGGGGAAGGUGUGCAGGUGUCACACGGUGGCCAAAAUACGAUCGACAGCCAGCAGGUCACCGUGGCAGGCACGGUCGGUGUGGCCGUUGGCGUCGAAGCAGGUUUGAUAGAUAGCUCCCUUAAUCAUACCGGGCACGUUUCGGUCGGUAGUAUCGACGUAAGUAGCGCCACGGCGGUUGGCGCAGGAAUCGUGGCAAAUCACACGACGAUCGGCGGAGUGGCACAGCUAACGCACAACGCCAGUAUAUCGAUUCCAACCGUCGCUCCAGGACCUACGACGGAACAACCUCCAGUCGAGUCUUCACCGAGUACACCAAUCCCUGGAUCGCCUGGAACCGCAAUUGGUGUGUAUCCACCGACAAAACCCAUCGAUACCAGCUCACCGCCUGGCUCGUCAUCCUCCUCCUCCUCAUCUCCGCCCCCAUCGAUGCCACCCUCGGGGCCACCGUCGUCUUCCGGUGGGGACAACUAUGCUCCACCUCCAAACUAUCAGAUAGCGGUAUCGCAAUAUCCGUAUUUCUUUGUGCCCUAUCCGUACGCACCUCCGAACGUGCCGCAGGCACCAUGCAACUGCCCAGCCGAUCAGCAGAACCAGCAGGGUGGCCAACAGCCAAACCAGCCGGCCGGCUACCUCGGCUUCAUUCCCGUCCUGUACAUCCCGAACUGUCACGCCCAGAAGAGUGGACUGCCGGCCAACUUCAACUGGCCGGCACCGCCACCACCGGAAGGGUUCGGCCAGUCACUGGACGAGCUGCCGGCCCAGCGACUCUUUCAGAAACCGGACGGUAGCUGGGUGCUGCAGCGGGCCCGCAACCGCUCUCGCCGGCUGCGUGCCCGACGUCCCGCUGCCCGACGAAUUAUAACCGACCAGGAAUAUCCAGCGAAGAAGUAG
Molecule: messenger RNA, 1155 nt
Organism: Anopheles gambiae (African malaria mosquito)
Lineage: Eukaryota; Metazoa; Arthropoda; Insecta; Diptera; Culicidae
Exons: 2
Coding region: 1-1155 (384 amino acids)
Source: RefSeq, a predicted model, not a curated record